AGUUGUUGAUGGCGGCGGUGGGAAGAAGGUCGCUGCAAAAUCUUCGCUGUCAAAAACCGCAUGAGGUCGUGUAGGGUUAGAGUCUUCCGUACCGGUCUGACCCACCGUACGUCUGACAGUGACGUCCGUCUUCAUUGUUUUUCUUUGUGGAAGGGACAGUUGGCAUCAGCUCCGAAGAAGCAAGGAAGAUUUGCCAUUUGAAAUUGUGAUUACAUUGAAAGAUCGACCAUGAUGAUGAAGUGCUUGGCAAUACUAUUGGCUUCGGCCUCGUUGGCUCUGUCGUUUUCUCCCCAGAACCCAGCUUCCUUUUCGCAAAAGUCCACUGUUGUUCAAAACACACUCAACUCAAAAUGGACCAUGAUGCCCGAGGAACCCAUGCCCGAGGUCGAUCCUCGAAGGAAGAAUCCUGAUGACAAGCCUCCAGCCAACCCUGUUAGAAUGCCUGUGAUUGACGGUGAUAAUGGACAAAUGGAUGUUCUUAGUCGUCUGUUGAAGGAUCGAAUUCUUCUGCUCGGACAAGGAGUGGAUGAUGAAGUUGCCAAUGUGUUGGUUGCUCAGCUUUUGUAUCUCGCCAAUGAGGAUCCUGAUAAAGAUAUUACUCUGUACAUCAACUCUCCCGGUGGCAGUGUGAGUGCUGGAAUGGCGAUCUAUGAUACCAUGCAAUAUGUCCCCUGUGAUGUUUCCACCGUUUGCUUUGGAAUGGCUGCCAGUAUGGGAGCCUUUUUGCUGGGAGCAGGAGCCAAAGGCAAGCGCCGUGCUUUGCCCAAUUCACGUAUCAUGAUUCAUCAACCUCUUGGUGGGGCUCAGGGCCAGGCCGCUGAUAUUGAAAUUCAGGCCAAGGAAAUCUUGUUUAUUCGUGAAGUUUUGAACACCUACAUUGCCGAAUACUGCGACCAGCCAAAGGACAAGAUUGAGGCUGAUUGCGACAGAGAUUUCUUCAUGACUCCCGAGGAAGCUGUGGAGUACGGUAUCAUCGACGAGGUUGUCAAGACAAAGACCAGCCACAUGCCAAAGCCUGUGAUGCCAGUUCUGUAGACUUUCACGACAACAAACUAAAGCAAAUCUUAAAGCUUGCCAAAUGGCGCGUGAUCCUUUUUGCGUUGACUGUGUGGUACAAUCAGGUCCGACUAUGUCACAGGUUAGUUACUCUUUUGAUGCUAAAGUUCACACAAGGACAUGUACAACUACGACGCUCUAGCUGCAUUCGAUGGAUCGGAAUCUCGCAC
This is a messenger RNA of Seminavis robusta, 1226 nucleotides long. The record is from the annotation of a GenBank genome assembly. Lineage: Eukaryota; Bacillariophyta; Bacillariophyceae; Naviculales; Naviculaceae.